UCAAGAGUGAAAAUAUAAGAAGGUAAGUGGAAAACGGAGCAUCCCCAUUGACGCAAGACAAAAGAAAACGCCUCCUCCACUCCAAACUCUCACGCUCUAAGUCCAUCCAUCCCUGACCCUAACCCCACUCAGUCCCCCACCCCACCAAACAACAACUUACAGUCACAGACUCACAACCAAGAAAGACAUUAGAGAUGGGUUUCGCGGAGAAGACAACUCAGAGCAGCAACCAGAGCUCCGCCACUUCCACCACUGAUAACCGGAUUAUGGGUUUCCUCUUAGUCUUCUUCCCUCAGGACCACUCCAACUCCAAAUCGAAUUCCAUUGUUCAUGAUCCCGCUUCUUCUUCUUCUUCUUCUUCUUCUUCUUCUUCUUCUUCUUCCUCUUCCUCUUCUUCUCCCCCUGUUCCGUGUUUCAAGCCCAACCCUACUGCAAAACUCCUCAGAAGAACAAAUUCCUCCGGUUUCCUCCUCACCAAAGCCCAAUCCACCAUCUCAAUCUGCAUCUUGUUCCUCUUCCUAACUCUUUUUGUCUUUACUAUCUCCACCUUCGAACCCACCAUCCCAAUUAACCCCAGCGCCAAACCCCCUCGCAGAUUCUUAUCAGACCACCCCAUCAAAUCUCCUCCCUCUUCGUCUUUUUCACUUGGAAUGUGGAGCAGGAAUCCCCGGGGUAGGCCCCCGGAAUUCGCCGACAACAGGCCGCAGUUCUUUGCUCUGCAAGGAAUGGGCACUCUGUACCGGCGCGGCACUAAAGCCAUGAACGAUCUCCUGGUCUGUCAUGUUGUCGAAGAUGUCGGUGAAGAUGAAAUGCGCUUGUUUCUCAGGCUUUUGCACAGGUCUGGUGUCACCGCAAAAUCCGACGUCGUUUUCAUUUUCGAUUCGUCUUCCGCUGCUUCGAGAUUCCAUGGUGUCAUUCAAGAAGAGAACGAGUCAUUCUUGGCCCUCGUCCAAGCAUAUCAACAAUCUAAUAUCACGAGUCGCAACUCAGUAUUGAGCUUCGACUUGGCUCAGUUCGUCAAGCCCGUUAAGAAGGAAGUUGCAGAGCCUAUAUGGGGCAGGAGAAGUCGAGGAAAUUACAGCGCGAACUCAGUGGAAGGAGAGAAUGAGUCUCCUCGAUUGAAUUACGGAUCGGUGAUUGGUUUCGAAUCCAACGAGUUGGACUCGGAGAACUCUCUGGCCGGGUUUUUGGAUCACGUGCCGAUGAGUCUGAGAAGGUGGGCUUGUUACCCGAUGCUCCUCGGUCGAGUCCGUCGCAAUUUCAAGCACAUAAUGUUGGUCGACGUUAAGAAUUCGGUCUUACUCAGUGACCCGCUCGGCCGAGUCAGGAAUCACAGUCCCGAGUCAGUUCAUGUAUGGUUAAAGCAAGAGGCUGGCUCAAGCAAGCACGGGAGAAAAAAUUCGGAGAGAACUCAGUCGGGUCGACACGUGAACUCACGGAUUGUGAUGGGUGGAGCUAGGGGAGUUCGGAGAUUAUCAAAUGCCAUGUUGACUGAGAUUGUUAGAGCUGCAAUGCAACACAAGAAGAACCAGGUGACGGAGUCUGGAGUAAUGAGUCAACUUGUUAGCACUGAGCACAUAACU
Molecule: messenger RNA, 1583 nt
Organism: Carica papaya (papaya)
Lineage: Eukaryota; Viridiplantae; Streptophyta; Magnoliopsida; Brassicales; Caricaceae
Source: RefSeq, a predicted model, not a curated record